AGGAUUUUUCUUUUUCUGAGAGAAGUCUGAAGGAUUUCUCUGUUCCUCUCACCCAACACAACACAUUAGUACACCCCGUCUUCACAUUGUCACCAUCUCUUCCUGUACGCUUUUCUUUUAAUUUUUAUUUAUUUUUUCUGUUGACUUCGAUUCUCACCUUCUCCGCUCCGCAUUUCACGCUCACUUGCGCCUAAUAAUUCCGGUAUGAAGUGGGUUUUUCCCGGCAAAGUUGGUGGCGCUGGCGGUGGCGGGGAAGGGAAGGCGGUGGUUUUCAAGUCGAAGCUGAAGUGGGUCGGGUUGUUUGGCCUUGUGCUCUCUGCAUUCUCACUCUUCACUCACUUUCUUCUUGCGAGAUACACUGAUGGGUUUGCUGUUUCGGAGUACAAAUCUUCUGUCACCAUCUUUUCUUGGAGGCCCAUUUUCGAGAAUGCGGAUCUUUCCACUGCUACUGCAUUGUAUAGAAGACUCUGGGGCCCCGUGAGGCGUCUUGAAUCUAUACAUCCCUAUGCAAAUCCCAGAGGAAACUAUGCAGCUCCUGCUUCGCAGACUAACGGAUUUGUUUUUGUAAGGAUACGAGGAGGUUUCCACGAAAUUAGGAACUCGAUUUGCGAUGUUGUUGUGGUUGCUCGACUUCUAAAUGCUACGUUAGUCAUUCCCGAGAUCCAAUCCACAACAAGUAGUAAGGGGAUCAGCACGCAGUUCAAGAGUUUUGCCUACCUCUAUAGCGAGGAUCAUUUCAUGGCAGCUUUAGCAGAAGAUAUCAGAAUUAUUAAAACACUUCCAAAGGAUCUCAAAGGAGCAAGGAGAAAGAAAGAAAUUCCUUCCUUUAAAGUGCCGAACUCUGCCUCGCCGUAUUUCUAUCUUCAUCAUGUUCUGCCAGUGUUAAGUAGGCACUCAGUUGUUGAGCUUGUUGUGCCUGAUGGAGGAUGUUUGCAGGCCCUACUUCCUCCACAUCUUGAAGAAUAUCAGAGGCUCAGAUGCCGCGUUGCUUUCCAUGCUCUAAAGUUCAGAGAUGAGGUCCAAGAACUUUCCACGAAGAUCCUAUACAGAUUAAGAGCUUCUGGGCGACCAUUUAUAGCCUAUGAUCCUGGGAUGACAAGGGAUGCUUUAGCAUAUUAUGGUUGCGCUGAACUAUUUCAGGAUGUGCAUACUGAACUCAUCCAACAUAAGCGAGCGUGGAUGAUAAAACGUGGAAUUGUGAAAGGGAACCUUUCUGUGGAUUCGGCCGAGCAACGUCUUAAAGGUUUAUGUCCGCUUAUGCCAGAGGAAAUUGGUAUUCUUCUUUGCGCAUAUGGAUAUUCAUGGGAUACAAUUAUCUAUGUUUCGGGAGGAGAGGUCUUUGGCGGGCAGAAGAAACUGAUUCCACUUCAUGCUAUGUUCGAGAAUGUUGUGGACAGGACUUCCUUAAGCAUGCCGUGGGAGUUGAACGUAAUGUAUGGCCGUGAAGCUAAUCUUGUGGACAAAUAUCCAAAGACUUCACCUCCACCUAAAGAGGAGAAAAAACCUGAUGCCUGGAAAAUGUCCGGACCUCGUCCCCGUCCGCUCCCACCACCCCCCGCACGAGCGAAAUAUCCUUACAACAUUGAAGGCUGGUGGGGUUGGGUAGCUGAGAGCGAUAAUGAACCAGAGAGCACUGUUAUGGAGUUGAGAACCAAUGCGCAUAAAUUACUUUGGGAAGCAAUAGACUAUAUAAUAUGUGUUGAAGCAGAUGUAUUUAUACCAGGAUUCGAUCGCGACGGUAAAGGAUUCCCAAAUUUCGCUAGCUUGGUUAUGGGACACAGGCUCCAUCAGCUUGCCAACUCCAAAACAUUCCGAAUAAACAGGAAGGAGAUAGCAAAACUCUUAGAAGAGGUCGGCGAUAACUUUUAUCAAGCCAACCAUACUUGGAUCACAUCGGUACGUAGGCAUCUGAGAAGAGACUUAGUCGAUGGACUAGCAGACGAACUCAGCAGGUCAAAACCAUUAUCGUUUCUCUCCUUCCCCGUGCCCGAGUGCUCUUGCUUGAGGGGCGAGCCAAGUGAAGUAUCAGUAUCACUUAAUGAUUCAAGCUCUUCAGCUCAUUCAUUGUUACACAAUGUUCUAGGAGCUAUGCAGCAUUGUCCAUCCUGGAUGGAUGCUGAUGUGGCUUCUUCGCCCAAGGACAAGGAAAGCGAACAGGAUGAUGUAGAAGAAGAUGAACCUGAUUUGCCAGGGUCUGCACUUCUUUUCCGGCAGAGUGCGGUGAACAACGAGAGCGGGGUAGAAUUGAGCGGCAAAGAGGAAACCCAAAUGGAGGAUCAAGAAGAGCUUGAAGGAGGGGAAAGGUGACAAGAUGCCCUCUGAUCUGAAUGUUCAAGCGCACUCAUUUUUGGUGGUCAUCAUGCAGACGUCUUAUGACUGGAUGGAUACACCUAAAAGACUACAGCUUGGAAUUGUUCCCAGGACAACAUGCGAAGCAAGAUUGCCUGCUGCCGACGGAGUCUUUAUGGUGUGAGGAUCUUUGGUGGCAUUCUCUCUUUGGAUUCCAGGAGUUCUUGAGACAUGCCUUUUCUUGACCUUAUAUUACAAACAUCAGUUUUGAGUAACCAAGGUUGUUUGUUAGGACACAGGGAAAAGAGUCUAGCAUAUGUAGGAUAUUGGCCUUA
Molecule: messenger RNA, 2624 nt
Organism: Sesamum indicum (sesame)
Lineage: Eukaryota; Viridiplantae; Streptophyta; Magnoliopsida; Lamiales; Pedaliaceae
Product: O-fucosyltransferase family protein
Cellular component (GO): endosome; cytoplasm; Golgi apparatus
Source: RefSeq, a predicted model, not a curated record